Molecule: messenger RNA, 877 nt
Organism: Helobdella robusta
Lineage: Eukaryota; Metazoa; Annelida; Clitellata; Rhynchobdellida; Glossiphoniidae
Exons: 1
Source: RefSeq, a predicted model, not a curated record
AUGGAUUCAAAUGACUUGGAAAAUACGGAUGUAGCAGUUGGAAAACCACUUCAACAACAACUACAUCAACAACUACAUCAACAACAACAACAACAACAAAAUUAUCUGCAACAACUACAACAUCAUUAUCAAGAUCAUCAACAACUACAACAACAACAACAGCAAACACAACCAGCGAAAUGUCUUUCGGCGAAUAACAAUGUUUCUCAAAUCACUGAAUUAAAAAGCUCAAAAAUACAAAAUGACGAAGACGACGAUGACGUUGUAGAUUAUGAUAAUGAUAGUAACAAUAGUGAUGAUGAUGAUGAUGAUACAGAUGAUGAUACAGAUAGUGAUGAUGGCAUCAAACAGUAUGAUAAUCAUGAUAUCAAAGGCUUGGAUGGUAUCAACGAAAAUGAUAAUAAUAUCAUCGGUGAUGAAUACGAUGAUGGGGAUUUUGAGAGCGACAAGGACGACAACAACAACAACCACAACGACAAAGACGACUACAAAGUUGAUGCUGAUGAUAAUGAUGAUGAAUACGACGGUGACGAUGACGUCACCGAUGAAGAUGAUGAAGAAGAACGUGAAGAUGAUGACGCGAAGCUCGGCGCAGACACUCUUAUCAUUGAUAUUUAUAAUAAUGAUACUAACCACAACAACCACAACAACCACAACAACCACAACAACCACAACAACCACAACAACAACAACAACAACAACGAUAAUAAUAACAGUGAUGAUACAAACAACAAAAAUAACAAUAAAAACGAUAAUAAUAGUAAUAAUAAUAAGAAACAAAAUGGUGAUGAUGACGACGAUGAUGACGAUUGUGUUCAUGACGUCAUGACGGGGAUGGACUUAAUGAGCGCAGACGCAGACGAAGAAAUUAUUGAGG